Exophiala spinifera is the source of this 972-nucleotide messenger RNA. RefSeq lists its product as uncharacterized. The transcript is spliced from 2 exons. The coding region runs from base 1 to 972 and encodes 323 amino acids. Gene Ontology annotation, biological process: succinate transmembrane transport; phosphate ion transmembrane transport; oxaloacetate transport. The record is from RefSeq and is a predicted model, not a curated record. Gene Ontology annotation, molecular function: sulfate transmembrane transporter activity; oxaloacetate transmembrane transporter activity; antiporter activity. NCBI's taxonomy places the organism in Eukaryota, Fungi, Ascomycota, Eurotiomycetes, Chaetothyriales, Herpotrichiellaceae.
AUGUCGACACCAGCACCUGUUCCCCGACCAAACGUCGACGAGAUGACGCCCUCUCCCAAGCCUAAGCCGCAGCAAACCAAAAAUGCGGCCAUACACUACCCCUUCUGGUUCGGUGGCAGCGCUGCCUCAAUGGCAGCGGUAGUCACCCAUCCUCUAGACCUGGUCAAGGUACGCCUGCAGACACGCCCGUCUUCUGCGCCUACAACCACCAUCAGCACAUUCACACAUAUUCUGCGGCAUGACGGACCCCUGGGACUCUAUGCCGGUCUCUCCGGCGCCCUCCUGCGCCAACUGACCUAUUCCACCGUGCGCUUCGGCGUGUACGAAGACCUCAAGACGAGAUUUGCUCCCGCGCCCACCCCCGAGAACCCUGCACCGCGCCCGUCGCUCCUCCAACUCGUCCUCAUGUCCUCGGUCGCAGGCCUGCUGGGUGGCAUCGCGGGCAACCCGGGCGACGUCCUCAACGUGCGCAUGCAGUCUGACGGCAACAAACCGCACGCGCACCGCCGCAACUACAACCACGCCCUUGACGGGAUAAUAAGAAUGUCUCGCGAAGAAGGAGUGGCCAGUUUAUUCCGCGGAGUGGAGGCGAACUCGACCCGAGCCCUGCUGAUGACGGCCUCGCAACUUGCGAGCUACGACGUCUUCAAGCAAUUCUGUCUUGGACGAUUGGGCAUGUCGGACAAUUUCGGAACACACUUUACGGCGUCUCUUGCCGCCGGCUUCGUCGCGACCACCUUGUGUUCGCCAGUCGAUGUGGUCAAGACGAGAGUCAUGAGUGCGGGCGCGAAGACGAGCAUCCUGCAAGUUCUCAGGGAUGCGGCGAGGAAGGAAGGCAUGCUGUGGGUGUUCCGCGGGUGGGUGCCGAGUUUCAUACGUUUGGGUCCACAGACAAUAUGUACCAUGGUGUUUUUCGAGCAACACAAGAAACUUUAUCGCCGGUGGAAGGGCAUCGAGGAGCCCACUGUUUAG